GAGCCAGUAAUCAAACAAGUUAAUGAUCAAUGUAGAUGUAUGUUGAAAUGUGUGGUCAGAAAGAUGUCCUCUUCUGUUUUCUUUAAAAAGACCUAAUGUAACCAGCAACUGCAUUUCGUCAGAUCAGCAUCUGCGCUAAACUUGCAAAAAUGGCAUCUUUGGCUCUGGUUUUGGUAUUCUGUGCCUUCGUCUCUUUAAGCGAGUCUGCCUGUUUCCUCAAACAGCUAAAUCCGGGGACAAGCCAGUGUGUUGAUGACUACGACGACUCCAAGCAUCUAAUGGGAAGUACUUGGACAAACAGCAAAUGUAUCAGAUGUACCUGCUCCCCCGGUGAAAUGAAGUGCUGUAACGUGAUGGGCAGAGUGUCUUCCAUAACUGAAGGCUGCGUUGUGAAGUAUGAUUACAAAACAUGCUCGUUUGAUGUGUUUCAUCCAGAGGAUCCCGCCAUUAAGUGUCAUUUUAAUGGUUGGAUGGUUGGAAAAUAAUUUCCACUGAUCAAAUAAUGUGUACUUAUUUGAACGGCAAGCCUUUUUGAUUACAAAAAGGUUUGGCAUUCAAGACUUUCUAACGUUUAUCGCCAAAACAAAGCAUUUUUAUGAAGUAGAGCUAAGAAAACAAGAUACAUUUAGUUUCUUCAAUUGAAUUUUGUAUCUUAUUUUUGUAAAAAUAGCUUAUACCCAGCAUUUGUCCAUGUACAGAUGCCGUUCAUGUUAGAAGAUAAAAGAAAAAGGUGAUCUGAACACAAUAAUCUUGUGUUUUAAGUGUUUUUUGUGAAAUGACAUGUAAAACCCUGAUAAAACACAAUAGGUUAUUAAUGUGUUAUUAAAUAUUAUACAAAUUUUCCAUGUUUUAAAUACAAAAGUACAUUUUACUAUGUAUGAAAAGCACUUUCUCUCUGCUUUUUCUCAUAAAUGGCAAGGUUUAAAUACUUUAAAUACUUAUUUUUCAUGUGCUAAAAAAAGCAAUAAUAAUUUCUCAACUACUAUGACAAUUAAUAAAGUACUCACUAUUUGUACGUUAAUGUGUUAGCAACAAUAGAGUAACAAUGAAGUAAUCACUUUUGUACAUUAAUGUAAUAACAAUGUAGAAACUACAGUUUAUAAAUGAUACUAAUAGUUUGCAUAUGAUUUAUAGGCAAAUAAACAUUGCAUUUCUUCUUAA
Puntigrus tetrazona (Sumatra barb) is the source of this 1161-nucleotide messenger RNA. RefSeq names its product beta-microseminoprotein J1-like. NCBI's taxonomy places the organism in Eukaryota, Metazoa, Chordata, Actinopteri, Cypriniformes, Cyprinidae. The transcript has 4 exons. The coding region runs from base 150 to 485 and encodes 111 amino acids. The record is from RefSeq and is a predicted model, not a curated record.